Molecule: messenger RNA, 1863 nt
Organism: Mixia osmundae IAM 14324
Lineage: Eukaryota; Fungi; Basidiomycota; Mixiomycetes; Mixiales; Mixiaceae
Product: glycosyltransferase family 31 protein
Exons: 4
Coding region: 1-1863 (620 amino acids)
Cellular component (GO): membrane
Molecular function (GO): acetylglucosaminyltransferase activity
Source: RefSeq, a predicted model, not a curated record
AUGCAGGCGCGACGAGAUACCGGCCGGCUUGACUGGGUGCUCCUCGCGAGCGCGCUGUACCUCUGUAGUCCCCUCUUGGUGCCUCUUGGCACGGGCAGUCUGUUCGGAGGCUCGCUUAACAGUGCGGCAGAUGCCCUGACCAGCAAAUCGCUGGCAUUUCUCGGUGACGAAGCGACAUUUGGACAUGAUUCCUACCUGUCCGCCACCGAUCAUGCUGGCCUGCCAUUGCCUCUUUCGCAGUCAGACUCGCUGCCCAGGGUUGAGAUGCGGCCUUUCUUAUCCGGACAGCUAAACGCGCAGCGGACGUGGUUUUCAGAGCCCAGAACGCGCUUCCAUUCCACGGCUUUCUCGUCUGUUUUUGACGUCGACGGCGUAGAACCAGUACAAAGCACGAGGAUAGCGAGAACAGUCGCUCUUGCUCCUGCAUAUCGCCGCCCGCCACGAGCAAGUCGAUCGCGCAGGGGCAGCAAUCUCUUCUUCCUCUACGCGACUUCGCCGGAGCGGGCCAUACAGCAGUCCGAGUAUUGGCGUCAUUACCUUUACUGGGGUCCGGGCAGCACCAAUGUAACGAGGCAUCCUGACGACACGCUCGAAGACGAUCGACGAGGUCCAGGCUGUCUUGUCGCUGACAACUCGGAGAUGCGGUCGAUCGCCGGCAUCGCGAAAGAGCUCGAUCCACAGCGACCUGCGAUGCUCAAUGCACAAAUCACGUUCGAUGACUUGAAGCUGUCCUGCACGAUGUCCCCCGGCUUAAGGGAAGCCUCGGUCUACGACGAUCGAAAGCGCUUUGGCGCCGCUUUUGGCGCAACCACAAGCAGAGAGACUGUGCUCAGCCUCGUAUUGCUUGGCUGGAAGGCAGCGCACGAAGAGCAGCGGCAGACUGAAUGGUUCCUUAUCUUAGAUGAUGAUACUUUCAUGGUGGAUCCACACAAUCUCAUCGAUUCGCUGAGCGACUUCGAUCCGGAUCAGGAUUGGUUGCUGGGAGGCUACAGCGAAGCUGAAAGACAGCAAUACAGGUUUGGUCACAUUGCUUACGGCGGUGGCGGCAUCAUCAUCUCACGAGGCCUGAUGCAGAAAAUGUAUGAUAGCUAUGAUCAAUGUCGAUCAGAGGAUGCGAUCAUUCGCGAACGGCAAGGCGAUGGCAAGAUCACAUACUGCGCUGCUGUCGCCAUGGAACAGAUCGGCGAGUACAACAGGCUGUACGGCGUUCGCAGCAGACUUGCCGAGCCCGCAACGCAGACUGGUAGCAACAACGUUGUCACACCGCUCGAGGGCCUGAACCAGAUGGAUCUUGGAGCAGAUUCAUCCGGCUUUUUUCAGAGCGGCAUGCGAGUCCUCAGCGUGCACCACUACAAUUCCUGGACGAACAUCUUCCCGUCAAGUCAUAUUACAGCUUUACCCUUUGCGUCCGAGUACCAAAAUCCGGCGGUCAGAACGGUCGCUCUGAGACUUCUCGCAGCUUCUGCUUGGGCACUCGGCGGCAGCAAUCUGUUCAGACGCAGCGUGUUCGAUGAUGGGAAAGUCGUUGUCGUUCAAGGAUACAGCAUCACCGUAUAUGCCAAGCCUCUGACAGCCGAGGAUCUCGACAAGACCGAGUGGACAUAUCAGCCCAAGAUGGAGCCAUACAGACCGCAUAGACCAGGACUGAAGGAAGGAACCGACAAAUUGACCUACUAUCUGUCGUACGUCGUCAUCGAGGACGACGACACGCAUCAACAGCAGCUCCUUCUUUCGCAAACACAGCAGCGCAGUAUUCGCCGUGUUCGUCUCGGUUAUAAGUGCACCACUAAUCUCACAGACUACAGUGAGCGGCCAGUAGCUUCCGACAUAGAAACGAUUAUGUUCCUGCCUCUCAUCGACUGA